Molecule: messenger RNA, 530 nt
Organism: Corvus hawaiiensis (hawaiian crow)
Lineage: Eukaryota; Metazoa; Chordata; Aves; Passeriformes; Corvidae
Product: metallothionein-1
Exons: 3
Coding region: 167-358 (63 amino acids)
Molecular function (GO): metal ion binding
Source: RefSeq, a predicted model, not a curated record
AGCGCCCGGGGCAGGAGCCGGGCUGAGCCGUGUGCAGGCUGCAGGGGCGGAGGUUUUGCACUCGCUCUCGCCUGGCCAAGGAUAAAUAGGAGGCGGCUGCGAGUCCUGCCAAAGCUUCUUCCCGUCGCCCAACGCGUCCAACAGCAGGCACCCAGCCCAGCCAAACAUGGACUCUCAGGAUUGCCCUUGUGCCACAGGUGGCACCUGCACCUGCGGGGACAACUGCAAAUGCAAAAACUGCAAAUGCACAUCGUGCAAAAAAGGCUGCUGCUCCUGCUGUCCAGCUGGAUGUGCCAAGUGUGCACAGGGCUGCGUCUGCAAGGGGCCUCCCUCCGCCAAGUGCAGCUGCUGCAAAUAGGGGACCCCUGGCUGCACAUCUAGGGGUGAUGCACAUCUGGGGGGGCCAAAGAAGAAUAACCUUAUUGUGUAUGUUGGUUGUCUUUUUUUAUAUAUGUGUUCAGAUUUCUUUAGUGUUUGUCACUUUGACAUGUAAUAAGCUACCUAAAUAAAGUGAUAUGUAUAUAAAGGUC